GAGGCUUGGCCAGCGACCAGGUGGUCAAGGUGCUGCAGGGCUGCGGGAGCAACGUGCGCAUGCUCAUCGCCCGUGACCCCUCGGGACAGUACUCCACCUCCCCGCCGCCCCCUCCCCCGCCCGCCGCCAGCCCCGUCUCUGUCUUACCCUCUGGAGUCAAACCCCAGAGUAGGAUCCGCAGGACGCCCAACCUGCAGGGUUAUGAGAUCCAUAAAGUGCCUCUGAGGAAGAAGGAGGGCCAGAGCCUGGGGAUCACCAUCAUCGGAUACAACUCCUUAACCCGCGAAGACGCGGUCGGGGUGUUUGUGAAGAACGUGGUUCCUGGGAGUGCCGCUGAGCAGAGCGGAAACAUCCGGAUCUAUGACAGGAUAAUAGAGCUGGACGGGGUGAGCCUGCAGGGCUUCACUAACCAGGAGGUUCUGGACGUGAUGAAGCAGACAGGCCAGACGGUCCUCCUCACCCUUGUCAGGAAGAUAGCCUUGCCCAAACCGUCACUGGAGAGGUCCCUGGACGAAGUCCACUGAGUUCAACCUCCCUCCGGCCAUCUGCAGUCCACUGAGUUCAACCUCCCUCCGGCCAUCUGCAGUCCACUGAGUUCAACCUCCCUCCGGCCAUCUGCAGUCCACUGAGUUCAACCUCCCUCCGGCCAUCUGCAGUCCACUGAGUUCAACCUCCCUCCGGCCAUCUGCAGUCCACUGAGUUCAACCUCCCUCCGGCCAUCUGCAGUUCAAUGAGUUCAACCUCCCUCCGGCCAUCUGCAGUUCAAUGAGUUCAACCUCCCUCCGGCCAUCUGCAGUCCAAUGAGUUCAACCUCCCUCCUGCCAUCUGCAGUCCACUGAUUUCAACCUCCCUCCGGCCAUCUGCAGUCCAAUGAGUUCAACCUCCCUCCGGCCAUCUGCAGUCCAAUGAGUUCAACCUCCCUCCGGCCAUCUGCAGUUCAAUGAGUUCAACCUUCCUCCGGCCAUCUGCAGUCCAA
This is a messenger RNA of Oncorhynchus masou masou (cherry salmon), 976 nucleotides long. RefSeq names its product inaD-like protein. The transcript is spliced from 5 exons. Gene Ontology annotation, biological process: regulation of microtubule cytoskeleton organization; tight junction assembly; microtubule organizing center organization. Gene Ontology annotation, molecular function: protein binding. The annotation marks the transcript as partial. The record is from RefSeq and is a predicted model, not a curated record. Gene Ontology annotation, cellular component: cytoplasm; bicellular tight junction; plasma membrane. Lineage: Eukaryota; Metazoa; Chordata; Actinopteri; Salmoniformes; Salmonidae.